Capronia coronata CBS 617.96 is the source of this 855-nucleotide messenger RNA. Its product is annotated as formyltetrahydrofolate deformylase. Gene Ontology annotation, molecular function: formyltetrahydrofolate deformylase activity. The coding region runs from base 1 to 855 and encodes 284 amino acids. NCBI's taxonomy places the organism in Eukaryota, Fungi, Ascomycota, Eurotiomycetes, Chaetothyriales, Herpotrichiellaceae. Gene Ontology annotation, biological process: 'de novo' IMP biosynthetic process. The record is from RefSeq and is a predicted model, not a curated record. The transcript has a single exon.
AUGGCCAACGACCACAUCCUCACGCUAUCCUGCCCGGACAAGCCGGGGAUCGUGCACGCGGUGACGGGGAUAUUCGCACAGAACAAGCUCAACAUCCUCGACCUCCAGCAAUUCUCGGACCGGACGUCGGAAAAGUUUUUCAUGCGCGUGCACUUCGGCCCUUUGGAAGAAGACACCGAGGUCAAGUUCCUGAAACCGGCCUUCGACGCGCUGGCCCAGGAGAUCCGGAUGGACUACGAGCUGCGGCCGAUGGCGCAGAAGCCGAAAGUGCUGAUCAUGGUGUCCAAGAUCGGCCACUGUCUCAAUGACCUCCUGUUCCGCCAGAAGACGGGCCAGUUGAGCAUCGAGGUGCCGGUGAUCGUGUCGAACCACCCGGACUUCGAGCCGUUGGCGCGCAGCUACGGCGUCGCGUUCCACCACCUGCCCGUGACCAAGGACACCAAGGCCGACCAGGAACAGCGGAUUCUGGCGCUGAUCCGCGAGCACGACAUCGAGCUCAUCGUCCUGGCUCGGUACAUGCAAGUCCUCUCGCCCAAGCUGUGCGAGGCCAUGUCUGGCAAGAUCAUCAACAUCCAUCAUAGUUUCCUGCCUUCCUUCAAGGGCGCGAAGCCUUAUCACCAGGCUUUUGAACGUGGCGUCAAGAUCAUCGGCGCCACUGCCCAUUUUGUCACCGCCGACUUGGACGAAGGGCCGAUCAUCGAGCAGAGGGUCGCGCGCGUCGAUCACAGCAUGACGCCCAAAGAGUUGGUUGAUGAGGGCAGCAAUGUCGAGAGUCAGGUCCUGGCCGCCGCGGUCAAAUGGUGGUCAGAGAAGCGCGUCUUUUUGAACGGCCACAAGACUGUCGUCUUCAACUGA